AUGAAGACCUCAGUGGCUACGCUGGCUUUAUGCCUCCUCUACCUGCCUGUGUCCGAGGCUGUCCACGCUCAUAUCCUACACCAUCCCUGUGACCACAGGAUUCAAGACCUGGUGACCAGAUUGACAAAAGCUGAAAAACAACUUGAGCUUCUGAAGCAAGAGAAUGCAGGUAAGCGGGUGGCGUUUGGAGCAACUCUCGGCAUUGUUGGAAAUGUUGGACCUUUUAAUGCUGCGAUCACACUGACCUACAAGAACGUGUACGCAAACACAGGCGCAUACAACCCUGCGACAGGUAUUUUCACUGCUCCAGUCAGAGGAGUCUAUUACUUCAGCUUCUCUGGACAUCACCUAUCCACUAGAACAAUGGGGUUGUAUCUGAUGAAGAAUGGAGUACACAUGGUGUCUGGGUGGAACCAUGCGGCUGGAAACCGCUACGAGACAGCAACCAAUGGCAUGACUCUACAGCUUGAAGUGGGAGACCAGGUGUACAUGAGACUCCUGGGAAACACCUGGAUUUUUGACAAUGAUGCGAAGCUCAGCACCUUCAUUGGUCAUUUGUUGUUCCCUCUGUGAGAUCAAUAAAGUUCAAAGACGGCCUUGAGGAGAGGUCAGCCAUAUGACUCAUAUAUUAUUGUUGCAGGUGGUGGUAAUAAUAAAGAUACAAAUCAAAUAAUCAAUGGCAUGGGAUGAACAGUUACUCAAAAUAUUCGUGUGUGUUUAAAGCUUCAUUGAUCAGCUUUAAGCCUCUAAUAGGCAGCAGCCACUCUGUCAUCUUCUCUGUUAGCAACU
Molecule: messenger RNA, 789 nt
Organism: Epinephelus moara (kelp grouper)
Lineage: Eukaryota; Metazoa; Chordata; Actinopteri; Perciformes; Serranidae
Product: complement C1q-like protein 2
Exons: 3
Coding region: 1-573 (190 amino acids)
Molecular function (GO): protein binding
Source: RefSeq, a predicted model, not a curated record